Molecule: messenger RNA, 654 nt
Organism: Poecilia latipinna (sailfin molly)
Lineage: Eukaryota; Metazoa; Chordata; Actinopteri; Cyprinodontiformes; Poeciliidae
Product: epigen-like
Exons: 5
Coding region: 106-642 (178 amino acids)
Biological process (GO): positive regulation of cell population proliferation; positive regulation of mitotic nuclear division; epidermal growth factor receptor signaling pathway
Molecular function (GO): epidermal growth factor receptor binding; growth factor activity
Source: RefSeq, a predicted model, not a curated record
UUUGUUGAAACUUGGCAGGUCUUUGAUUGGCUGUGAAACAUCUUCAAAGGACUGGAGCACAUUAUAUAGCCUGAACAGAACAGAAGUCUAAGCAGUCAGAAGACGAUGAGCAGAAAAAACAUCUCACUGACAGAAGACAACAUGUCCACACAAAGACAGACAUUCCUAAGGAAGGUUCCCACCUUCACAGUGACAGUGCUGCUUCUGCUGGCCACAACAGGAAAGUCUGAGGUGUUGAGUGACGCCACGCUGACCACUGUGUCGCCCUCUUUCUUAAAUUCGUCUCUGACCGCCCAGACAGUCAACAGCACCACAGACCAAAGUAAAGUCCAGCAUUCAGUUAGGCCAUGUGGAGCUGAAAAUCAAAAAUACUGUUUAAACGAUGGCAAGUGCAUCUACCCCCAAGACAGCCUCAAACCUUCCUGCAUCUGCAUGCCUUCGCACAGCGGGCCACGCUGCGAGAUCUUCAUCUUCACCGAUUUGACUUACCGACCAUUGACCAUGGACAAGAUCAUUCCCAUCUUCUUUGGGUGCGUCAUGAUCUCCAUCAUUCUGGGUCUUGUCGUCUGCUGCUUUAUCAAAAGGAGAUGCAUAAAAUCAGCACCUCUGAUAAAAGCCGCUGCAUCAGAGACUUCGGUGUGACAUCAACUCCUC